Molecule: messenger RNA, 1554 nt
Organism: Aspergillus mulundensis
Lineage: Eukaryota; Fungi; Ascomycota; Eurotiomycetes; Eurotiales; Aspergillaceae
Exons: 2
Coding region: 1-1554 (517 amino acids)
Molecular function (GO): monooxygenase activity; oxidoreductase activity, acting on paired donors, with incorporation or reduction of molecular oxygen; iron ion binding
Source: RefSeq, a predicted model, not a curated record
AUGCCUUUGCACUAUGCAUCGCUUUCUCUCUUGCUGGUCUCCGUUGUCUUGACGGGGAUGGCUCUCCGCGGAUUGUGUCUCUAUAUGCGGCUGCGGCAUGUCCCUAGCCCGCUGCUGAACAAGUUCCUGCGGAUCAAGCUCAGUUUCCACGAGCUCCGGCUUCAACGUAACGAAGCAAUCGCAAGCUGGCACGCCCGCUACGGCCCCGUAGUCUGCAUUGGGCCCAACGAAGUAUCCGUUGCGUCAUGCCAGGGGAUCAAGGAUAUCUACAGCUCGACCAACCAGUUCCCCAAGAGCGCCUACUUCGACCACUUUGCCGAAAGAGGCCACCGCUCCAUGUUUGCGACUCGCCCAUACAGAGAUCACCAGCGCAAGAGAGCCCUAACCUCGUCGUUCUACCAAGCCUCGAACAUCUACACGCGCCCCGAUAUCGAGGCCCACAUCCAGGAGAGAGUGACGGCCGUCCUUGGAUACAUCCGGCGGCGGAGCCAGGAGGGCACAAAUGUCGAUGUAUAUGCGUUGACUGACUGGUAUGGGUUCGACAUCAUAACAUACAUCGUGUUUGGCCAUGGCCAUGGCACGAGGACGGUUGAAGACCUGGCCUAUGAGCGGGAGCGUGAGAUUCUACGCCAUCUAAAGCAUCUCCAACGCUGGGGCCCAUUCCGUGUGCUGUUCCCCAGGCUCUUCGAGGCGGCCACCUCCGUCGCGAGCAGCGUCAUGCCCAGCCUCGAGUAUCUACAGGCCGACAAGAAGCUGUCCCGCUGGAGCCGCGAAAGGACGAGCCACAUACUGCAGAGCUCGACGCCAAACCCUCGGUGCCUGCUGGGAAAAUUAGCUGCCCGUUACCAUGGCGAGCAGCAGAGUCUCGGUGCAGGGCAAAAGAGCGCCGGUUUGAGCCGCGAGUUCAUAGCUGCCGAGGUCCUCGACAACAUCAACGCGGCCGAGGCCACCAUCGCAGUGACCGCCACGUACUUCCUCUAUCAUCUGAGCGCAAGCCCAGGCUGGCAAAGGCGGCUGGCAGACGAAGUGCGGCAGCUGCGCGAAAGCUCGGAGUGCGUGCCGCCAUUUUCAGCCGUGAAUCAACUGCCGAUCAUGGAAGCCUGCCUGAAAGAGGUGUACCGACUGCACCCGGCAUCGAGUGGCAGGGCAGAACGGGUGGUACCGUCCGGGGGACGAGUAGUAUCUGGUCUCUUUCUACCGGAGGGGGGCCUGAGACAGAUCAUUGUAACCAGCGCGGUUACAUCACUGCAGCGGAGAGGAACAGUGUUUCCGGACCCAGAUAGCUUCAGGCCAGAGCACUGGCUGCAGAACGACGCCCAAGGCCGUGCCAGGGAGAGAGAAGCCUAUUUGAUUCCAUUCGGACACGGGGCGCGACUCUGUCUGGGGAAGGCGCUUGCCACAAUGGAAAUCAAGAUGCUCAUCGCCGGCAUAUACCUUCACUAUGAGACGGCGCUCGCUGACUCCUGCACAGUGGAGUCCAUGAGGCAACUGAGUACCCAUGACGCUGUGCCGAGCGGCUUGAGAUGUGAGAUUGUCUUCCGGAGGUUGGAUUAG